AUGUAUUGGACUUUCAUUUCUAAGCGAAUACUUUAAGAUUUAGAAUCAAUUCCAAAUUCCACUCCAAAACACAAAUUGAUAAAUAAUAAGGCUAACAAAAUCAAUCAUUCGUUUGAAUUGGAUACUUUGAAAUAGGUUUCUACAAGUAAAAUAAGGUGCUAAUCAACUCAUGAAAUAAGUGAUAAAAUGGUGACUUCUAAAUAUCAAAGAUUUCAUGAUAUAUAAAUUGAACUUCCGAUGGUCAGAAAAAGGAGGCUAGCCAACAUUUUAUCGAAUCCCAAUGAUUACUGCUGUAAACUAUAAACAUCAACAUUUUUAGAGAGAACAAGACCAGGAAAAAAAGGUACUUUAGCUGGUACAAUCUUAAAGAAAUACAAGGAUAUUCGGUUAUCUAAUCCUAAUAAUGAUAAACUAUUACAAGGUUCUUUUUAAACGUAUUAAAUGAAUCAAAAUUAGAUAAGAAGUCAUUAGUUCUAGAAAAAGUAUUAACAUGAUGUAGAGUUAAAAGAAGGUAAUUGAAAGAUAGUACUCUAAUGGAAGCUCUUCUCCUAAACUUCCCACAACAAUCAGUCCAAAUACUCCGACAUCCACAAAAAAAUGUAUUGCAAUUUAUAAAUUAGAAAAUAAAUACAUCAUUCGUACUAAACUGGGUUAGUCAGUUGAUCUAGAAAAAAUGAAGCAUCCUCGCCAAUUAUAGCCGUUAUUUGAUAAUUCUAGUUGCUCGCCUAGAGUGACAAGAUAAUUAACUGAUAAAACCUAACAUCAAAAAACAGCCUCAUCCAAUUCUGCAAAUUCGUUAUAUAUAAUGAAUAAAGUAUAUGGAAAUACUAGUAAUAAAAACCUGCCUAAAUCAAUAUUCAAAGUUAAAUGAAUGGUGAAUUAAACUAUAUGCAUAUCAGAC
Molecule: messenger RNA, 901 nt
Organism: Paramecium octaurelia
Lineage: Eukaryota; Ciliophora; Oligohymenophorea; Peniculida; Parameciidae
Source: the annotation of a GenBank genome assembly